AAGAAAUUAGUGAUUUCGCGGCACUCAUUUCCCGGCGGUUUUACCUAAAUGGCCGCCUGUGUUGCACAUUGGGGCGGUUUAGAUGGCAGUUAAAUGAACGGCCGGUGUUUUCUUUCAUUUGGUGGCGGUUUUUGGUUAAAACGGCCGUUAAUUCCGUGGUAUUGGCGUCAGUUACAUCGGAACAGCCGAGGAUGCUAUGUAAUAGGCGGCAGUUAUGUAACAAACCGCCGGGAACUUAUUAUUUUCCCGUUGGACGACAACGACUACUUUCUUUUCUCUCGCCCACCCAGCCUGGCCGCUUCGCUUGUUAGGGUUUUUUCACUUUCCCUUUUGCCUCUCUCUUCUCUUCCCGGCCAUCUCUCUCCUCUCUCCUUUUCCCGGCCAUCUUUCUCCUCUUCCCGGCCAUCAAUCCAUCGAUCCAUCCGAGUUUGCUGCCUUCGAUCGUUAACCAACACGCCGGCCAUCAACCACUUGUUACAUUCAAUCUCGGCUUUUCACUCAUCUCCACGAGUCCGAUGGUGAGGAUGAUAGCUCGUCUUCUCAAAGCGAAGCUGUGAAAGAAGAGUAUGUCUUCUUUUAUUCUCUUGUUCUCUUGUUCUUCUCUCUAUAUUCAUGGGUGUAUGUGGUUCUCCUCUGUGCUUUUCUCUUGCUCGGUUGUUGAUUGUUGGUGUUGGUCCGAUCGCGGAGAGGAAGGUUGGUGCUUGCUCUGUUUGGGUUUUUCUUGGGGGAAGAUGGAAUGGCGAGGUGGGCAAUGGCGUCAUGCAUGGGUUUUCUUGGUCACUGUGCGGAAUUUUUUUUCCUGGAUUGAUAUUUUCUUACUAUUGGUGGUGGUCGUCUCCAUCAAUUAAGGGGCACACUGAGCCUGUUAAUGUUGACUUGGAUGACAAGAGGUCUUACUUGUUAAUGAUGGAUUUUUCAGAGGAAGAAGUUGCCAUGGCAAUUAAUCAGUUAAACUAUGGUGAUAUAUUGUCAUUCAGUUCACAUUGUAUUGGUGUAAUGGCAAUGAUGAUUUCAACAUAAGUAUGAAGCCUUGUUUUUCAA
Dioscorea cayenensis subsp. rotundata (Guinea yam) is the source of this 1041-nucleotide messenger RNA. RefSeq lists its product as uncharacterized. The record is from RefSeq and is a predicted model, not a curated record. The coding region runs from base 613 to 1020 and encodes 135 amino acids. The transcript is spliced from 4 exons. Lineage: Eukaryota; Viridiplantae; Streptophyta; Magnoliopsida; Dioscoreales; Dioscoreaceae.